Messenger RNA from Schistocerca gregaria, 1534 nucleotides. RefSeq names its product transmembrane protein 179. Bases 266 to 964 code for a protein of 232 amino acids. NCBI's taxonomy places the organism in Eukaryota, Metazoa, Arthropoda, Insecta, Orthoptera, Acrididae. The record is from RefSeq and is a predicted model, not a curated record. The transcript is spliced from 4 exons.
GUUGGUACACCGUGCAGCGAUGCAAGCAAAAGGCACUGAUUGAGUUGUAAACAAAAACAAACCGAAUGACAGUUGUUGCGUGAUGUAGGAAAUUGCGGCAAUGAAUCUCAAUUGCUUUCAUUGCGUGCUGAUUUCUGAGAAUAUCCCAGCCUCUGUUUAAUAACUUGGCGCUUGUUGGAUACUUCAUCAUUAGCAUUAUUGAACACAGAGGCCUUAUUUGAUGAUACAGUGAAGAACACACCAUUGAUAGCCUUUUUAUUUUGCCAUGGCAUUGUCAAACCUCACAUUACUUAGUCAGAUUGCUGGCUACGUAAUCGCUUUAAUACUGUCAGUGUGUAUGACUGUGCCGCUGAGCAUGCACCAGGAUGAAUUUCGAGGGCAUUGCCUGUUGUUUUCCACUGGGAUUUGGCAAGAGGACGACGGACAGUUCAGUGUAGAUUGGGCCUCGCAGGCAUAUUGUAAUUACGGCAUUUUCGUUGGUGUGACGCUGUUUGUGACUUCAGCUAUUCAGAUUUAUCGGCUGUCGAUGUUCAUGUACAAGGGAAUCGACAGCUCAUUUGUAUCAGCAUUUGUCGAUGUUGUUACAAGUACAAUCUUGUGUAUUAUGACAAUCAUAGCUGCACUGAUGAUAACUCUGGGCUUUCUAGUAUGGUGUGAUGAAAUGACAAAAAGAUUUCCAUCGUGUGAGGUUGCUGCUGGAAAAGCAAUUGACAAAAAAGACCACAUUGAUACAACAGGUUUUCACAUUGAGAUGGGGACAGCACAGUUUGGAGCAUGGGCGUCAUGGGCAUGCUGGGUGGGGCUCGCUGUUUUAGCACUUCUAAAAAUGUGUCGUUACCACCAGAUUGAAAAUAUGAGAGUUAGUAUGUUCCGUGAACGUCAAAGACUGGUGAAUGAAAAUGCUGCUACUCUUGAUCGGACAGAUGACAAUGGAUCAAAGCCUUCCACAUUGUCUAGGGCAUAAUAUUUGUGAUGUAAAGCAGUUUUAAAAUGUGUUUAUUAAGAAUACUUUACUGCAACAAAUUUGUUAAAAGAUGUUCAUAAGUAAUGUUUAACACAAAAAUUGACACAAGUAGGCAGAGUAAAAUCAAAGACCUCGAGUAUUUAACAACUUGCACAGCAAUGUCAGUUAUAAACUCGUGUGAACUAGUUAGCCCCAAAAUUUGGACAUAACCCCUAGUAUGUUUAAAGAGUAUAAAAAAUAAGAAGAAUGAACAUAUCAUUGAGUAAAAGUGCAGUUGGAACAGUUUCAAUUUAGAAUUAGGAAAACUCCAGACAUAAUUAUAAAAAUGACACAGUUAUAAAACUAUCACUGGUUAUUUGUUACAUAAUUCAUGUCAUGCUAUCCAUGCUGAACUGAAUUGUUUGUUGGAGUACAGAAAAGAAUAAAGUUUGCUUUAAUGAGGCAAAAGUAACUGUGUGUGACAUAGAUAAUUUUCAGUGUUAAGCUAUUUUAAUAGGCUAACUAAUUUGAUAUCCUACAAAGUGUUUGUUCAUAUUUCAGUUUUUGUAAUAAACGUCUGAAAAUCUGUUA